Molecule: messenger RNA, 267 nt
Organism: Rhagoletis zephyria (snowberry fruit fly)
Lineage: Eukaryota; Metazoa; Arthropoda; Insecta; Diptera; Tephritidae
Gene: LSm3
Product: U6 snRNA-associated Sm-like protein LSm3
Biological process (GO): mRNA splicing, via spliceosome
Molecular function (GO): RNA binding
Source: RefSeq, a predicted model, not a curated record
UUUAAUUUUCAGGCGUUUGAUCAGCAUCUGAAUAUGGUACUUGGUGAUGCAGAGGAAACAGUAACCACUGUAGAAAUAGAUGAGGAAACCUAUGAAGAAGUAUAUAAAACAACCAAACGUACGAUCCCGAUGCUGUUUGUGCGUGGUGAUGGUGUUAUUUUGGUAUCGCCACCUAUGAGAGUGGGCUAAAAAAUACAGCUUUAAUAUUUAAAGCAAAUAAAUUGUUAAUUAAAAAAAUUAUGUCAGUAUAAAUAAAUAUAUGUGCGC